Bemisia tabaci is the source of this 8147-nucleotide messenger RNA. Its product is annotated as protein arginine N-methyltransferase 9. Gene Ontology annotation, cellular component: nucleus. Gene Ontology annotation, molecular function: protein binding; protein-arginine N-methyltransferase activity; histone methyltransferase activity. The record is from RefSeq and is a predicted model, not a curated record. Lineage: Eukaryota; Metazoa; Arthropoda; Insecta; Hemiptera; Aleyrodidae. Gene Ontology annotation, biological process: peptidyl-arginine methylation, to asymmetrical-dimethyl arginine; chromatin remodeling.
UUCGUUUUGAUUUCGUUAUCUGUUCACAUUCACUCCGAUAAGCUUGAUUCAUUAUAGUACAUAAUCUAAGUAUUCGUGAUUUGGAAUAUAAUUUGGUUUUAAAGAAACUACAAGGGCUCCGUUCGUUACAUUUCAUUAACUGGUGAGGUAGCUCAUGUACGUACCUCCUAACUUUCAUUAGUGGUCAAGCGGAACAGGUACUUAUGUCUCUUCUUUUGCUCGGCUCCAGCAAUGAUUCCACAGGCAAAUGCAAAGUCGAUUGCCAGCAUCCACAGAAAUCUUGGGCUCUCAAUGUUUGAAGAGGGGCAGUAUGGUAGAGCAUUUGCACAUUUUUCCCUAGCUCUGACUCUAGAACCAGCACUGAAAGCUGACCUGCGAGACGUCUAUUUAGCCUGCCUAUAUACUUGGUGUGAUAAGCUAGAGUCUGAGGAGAAACUCAGUGAACUUUUUGUGUGUUAUGAGCAAGCAAUUUCUUCAUAUGGAGACAGCGUUGACGUACAUUUUAGUCUUGCCAACCAACUGAACAGGCUGGGACACAUCAAAGAGGCUGCUAAGUUUUACAAAAAAUGCUUGGUGUUAGAUUCAAAUCAUAUACCAAGUUUUCAUAAUUUGGCUGGGGUGUACAACAAACUGGUGGAGCGAUGGCACUUCCGAAUGCUCAACGAUAAAGUCCGAAAUUGUGCAUACAAACAGGCUAUCGCAAGAAAAAUUGCAGAAGGUCAUCUUGAAAUUCUGGACAUCGGUACAGGAACAGGACUAUUGAGUAUUUUUGCUGUUGAAAAUGGCGCCAAACAAGUAUAUGCAUGUGAUCACUCACCUGUAAUGGUUGAAAUAGCCUCUGAAAUCUUCCAAAAAAUGGGGUAUUUGAACAAAGUCAAGUUGAUAGAGAAAACAUCCACAGAGCUGUCUAUACCGAAUGAUGUGCCCAAUAGAGUCUCAUUGAUAGUGACUGAAACCAUGGAUGCAGGAGUUUUUGGAGAAAACCUGCUGGAGACGGUAAUUCAUGCUUGGAAGGAGCUUCUAGUUUUGAACCCCAAAGGCAUUGAAGUCAGUUCCCUGCCUCCAAGUUGCUGCAUACCACAAGCAGUCACCAUCUAUGCUGUGCCUAUUCAAAGUGCCUACCUUGCCAAAAAAUAUAGAUACUGUAAAAACCAACCAGAGCUAUCUUCAGUCAACUUAAGGAACUUUGUUGCAAUCCUAGAUGAACCUUAUGACUCAGAAGACCUUCGUAGGCUGUCUAAUAAUGUUUGCUAUUUAUCAAAACCCGUGCAAAUCAUUACUGCCAAUUUAAAUAAUCCUGAGGGAUUAUCACAGCUAUAUGGCACGAGAGAAAUGAAUUCUCAAGUAUUAAAAGUUACAUGUUGCGGUAGAGUUGAUGCUAUUGCAUGUUUCUUCAAAGUAAACCUUGACGAGAACAUUGUCCUGUCUACAUCUCCUUUGGACACUGAGAAUGUUGCAAGCUGCUGGGAGCAAGCCAUUUUUCCAUGUGUGAAGCCUGUUUACGUCACUUCUGGCGAAGAGCUUUCUCUGAACGUUAAUUGUUUUAAAGGCAAAGUUAGUGUUCAUUUGCCAGACGAAAAAAUUACGGAGGCAAAUAAAUCUUUACAGUUUAGUAAACUCUCGCAAGAUAAUAUCCGUUUACUGAAUGAUGUCGAGUUAAUGAACACCUUGAAAACGGCAGCAGCAGAAUUGAGCCUUUCACAUAGCCCAUCAGACACUCCAUGCUCUAUUCUCGAUUUAUCUUCUGUGCCCAUUCUCAGCCUGCUCUUCAUGCAUGACAUACAGAAGUCCAGAGGCAUCAGAUGUGAUCUCCGAUACUUCACGGGAGAUGAUACUGUUCAGAAUUUUGUGAAAUUAUACCUUGAAGAUAACAAAGUAUUGCCUCUCGAUCUGAAGCCUUUUUUUGCAGAGGACCUAUUCUCGUUUUUUCUGCAGCAUGAAGAAAUGUAUGAUAUCAUAAUAGUAAAUAACCUUGUCUUGCCAGAUGGGACGUUGAAUGAUAGGAUGUUCCUCGCAUUACCUGUACUCAGGAAACGUCUAAAAACCAAUGGUAUCAUCAUUCCGGAAAAACUAACCUGCAUGGGUCAGUUUAUCAACUGUGAUUGGCUCUCAAAAGUGUCCUCCGUAGUACCAGACUCUGAGAAUGAAAUAUCUGAAAUAGCAACUGUUUUGAAUCAGUAUCAGGUUCCUAUUCAUUGUAAUCUCAACUUAGACAGUAUUGAAUAUGAUGAGCUGUCAUUCGAAUUCGAGCUCUUCUCCAUAACCACAAUUGAAGCCUCCGAAGAAAAACUACACAGUGACAUCAGUGUAAGCAUCACAAGGACUGGAAUCUUGAGUGCGACAGCUAUGUGGUUUGUAGUGAAUCUUCUGCCCAAGAUGUCUCUCAUUGUUUCAUUUAAGUCCUCAGAAUCAAGCGUGGACCAGUCUGCAUGUUUGAUGAUGCCACCUAGUCGAGUUUCUGUUGAUUCAAUGGUCAUUUUGAAUGUGGGCCUAGAAAAAGGGCUUCUGAAAUUAACCAUGAAUCCAGGAGCAUUACUUUGAAUAUCACUUACUGAGGUUAUUCACUGGUCCUUAAAUUUUAGAAAAAGUGUGAAAAUUUCAUAGGAGGUUCGGAGUUACUGAAAGCAUGGUAAACGUGUAAUUACUCCAGGGGGAGCUAAGUUGAUAGGAUAGCUAUUUGGUUAGUGACUCAAGAAGGAGAUCAGAUAAAAGUUGGUGAGAAGUGUUUAAAAAAUUAAAAUGCACUUUAUUUUUACAAAAAAAAAAGGGUUUCAUAAUUUUCUCUCAACACUCAAAAAAAGUUACCUAAAAAAUGCGUGUGUUCUCUAAAUAAUCAUAGCAGACACAAUUAAUCUGUCGACAUGAAUGAUCUCCCGGUGUGACAAUAAAGGAUGCAUUUCAGAAAUACUUCCAUUCCAUCUUCAGGAUGUACUGUUGUAACAUUGGUGGCAUCCCACAAUAAAAAAGUAGGCAUCAUUAGGAGAACUAAACUGAUAGGUACCUAAAAAUCAGAUUAAAAUCGUCAGUUGCAGCAAAUCAGUCCUGGCUGUGAUGGCCUGGUUCCUCACUUGAUAUCGUGUACUAUGCAGUAAAUAAGGACCCAUGAUUCAUAAAUUCUAAGAAAAGAGCUGUGGUUAAGCUUCAUCGCUGUCUUUAAAACAUAGAGUCACCAGACUUAAUUUUUGUUCCUGUGAGGAAAAUCACUGUCUUGGCAUAAAAAUUUGCCUCAGAGCUGUAUUCUGAUGAGAAAAAGCUAAAAUCUCAUGCUGAUACAAUGUAAAGUUGUUGUCCUAAUGUAUGAACAUGAUUGGGCUUUUAAUCAGAGGAAGACCAUUUUUUAAAGAAAGGUACCUAGCAUAUUUAAUGACAUACAAGGAACCUCUCUCUCCAUAAGCGGACACAGGGAGAAUGGUAAUGCUCUAGGUUCAUCACAUUUAUGCUAGGGUAACCACGCAGCAAUGCUCACGAUACGUUAAGGCUAAACAUGGCUGUAUACAAAAGGAGGAAACAUGGCGACACUCAUUAGUUCUGACUAGAUUUUAAGCACUAAACGACCUAUGAACCUAGAACUUACAUGAUAGGUGAAGGUGAAAGAAUGAUGAAGAGACGGCGAGCUGGGCCAUGCAGCGGGUUUUAUAUCCGCGGGUGUCGCAGUUUGCCGCGACUCGGCAAGCUCCAGUAACUUUCGGGCGUCUCCCCGUUUUGGUCGUGGCAACUGACCGAAGUGGGGGAACAGCUAUGUGGGUCUUGCCGCGAAACUCUGACUGACGUCACUGAUUUUACGAGAGGCGUGGCGAACGUACCCUACGUUUGUGGUUCUAAACACAGAGUAUACACGCUAAACAAUAGUGUCAAGCGUGGAUACUACACCUCCGGGGCUCAAAAAAUAUGUACGAAACAAAUUGUGCAACUAGAGAAUAAUGACCGAAAAAAAGAUGACGGAAAACAUUGAUGUAGAGGGGUGACGCCAGGCAUGGUGGUCAAGUUAUAGAAAAGGGCGUUAAGCGUUUCAACUUUUCCAGGUUUUGGAUCACAGCCAUUAAAGUUAGUGAGAGCCUGAGAGCAACUUAGUGGAUUUGAACAUGGGAAACAAGGCAAAAACAAGUAGAAAGGCACACAAGAAAAGAGAACUGUGUAAUGUAUGCAAAGUAGCGAAAUUUAAAAGGUAGGAAAGGGUGAGAGCUCACAUCGGAAGCCAGAUGAAUGAAGACUAUGGUGAUGCUGGCAAGGUAACAAGGUAACAGGUUGACAAGGUAAAACAAUGCACUGACAGAGUGUACAUGGAACAAAAGUUUGGCAGGUUAUUUCGCCUUCUUUGCACUGCAGGUCCCGUGCGGGUGGAGGUAUUUUCGCUUCCUCCGCGGCACUGGUAGCUUCGCCGAGUCACCGAGGCGGACUUAUUCCUGGGUUUGAUGGAGAAUAAGCUUCGACUGCCGGUGAUUCGGGGUCAUAUUUCUCUUCGGUUAACAGCAAAGUCAAGGGAAGGUCCAGUUUCAGGAGGAGUUCCAUGACUUGUUGUUAGGGCUCUGCAAGGGCGGUGUCAGCAGGUGAGGCAGCUGCAGGAUUGGAGUCAGCCGGUGCGACAGCAGCAGGGUUGGUGUCGGCGGGUGUGGCCUCCGACAGUGCGUGAGGAGGAGAUGGUGGGAGGGAGAUUGCAGCGAUCGAGGCUGGUGACAAUGGAAAAACAUAGGAUACUAUCAGGGCGAUAUGAGGUAUCUGAGAUGGCGGUGCAGAAGGAGGUGGGAGUUCAGUUAUUUGUGUCAUGAAUAUGGACAGCGGUGGAAUGAAAGAGGGUUUAAAAUUUGGAUCAGGAACAACAGAGCAAAUUGGAAUAGGUUUGAAGGGCUUAUUGCGGUCUUCGGGUUGGCAGCAUAUUGGGCAGUAAGUCAUGGACCAGCGCUUCAUGACUGGUAAGCAUAGCUUGCAAUAUUGGACUUUUGCUGGAGCAAGUGGUCGGGUACAGCGUGGUUUGAGGUAUGGCCGUUUGAAUACAGGCGGAGCUGCUUGGGUGACAGUAGGCGGCUUGGCUAAGGUGUGGGGCAAGGUUGUUCCAGUCCUUAUUGAAGGACGUUGAGAUAAUCGUCAAAAAUCCCUCGUCUGAAUCAUAGGCAGUAGGCUGGAGGAUGAUACGAGAAAGUCCAUGGCUGGAUGACAUGAAAGCUACUCCAAAUGUGCUGACCGGACAAGGUGUGAUUAGGAACUGGUUUGAGUACAAAGAAAUUAAGAACGUCCCAGAAGCUUCAUGUCGCAAUCUAUUGAAAAUCUUUUUGCUACUGACAAAAUAUAGUUUUCCUGACUCAUUUUGAGGAUUUAUUCGACAUAUCGUACUCAAUAUCUAUACCUAAAUAUCUAGAAAUUUUACCUAAAUCGGUCAUUUUAAAUUUGGUUGAAUAAACUUUCUUUUCUCUGGUCCAUGAGCGAAUAGUAUGUUGCCAUGCUGGUAAAAAAACGAUAGUUAAAUGAAAAUUUGGAGUAAAAAGGGGGGUUGCUUUGCAGGCUUUUUAUUUUAUCGAUUAAAAGUUAACAUAAAUUCUAUUCUAAUCUAAAGCAUCAGAGAUGCUUGCAAAGAUGCUGACUGCUCCGAUGAGGCCAGAAAGUAUGCCCCAAACGUUUAGAAAAUUCAUUCAAGCAUAUUUUUCUAAGAGCUAAAAAAAUGUUCUGUUUCUCUAAGCCCACUGGCUGCGCUUCUGUAACAAUGAAACAAGGCACAUGGUUUCCUUGUCAAGUCCCAGAUAAACUCUAGGAAAUUUUUCCAUCAUUUGCAUGUUACAAGUUGCAACUGUAACGCCUAGGUGAAGAUCUUUUACUUCAUCUGGUAAGUGGUAAAGUGUCGAUGGAAGUAUUAGUUACUCUUGAUGGUACAUACUCAGAUGCUGAAGCAUUAUCUGUAGAGACGCUAAUAUGUGUUUCAUUUAAGGACUUUGCAAGUUCCUCCAUUGAGUAUACGUCAUGCCAGAAAACCCUGCCUUGCCAGAUAAGAUAUACUGCGCUGAUAAGCGGUGAGGUCUUCCUCACUAUAAAUGUCAGCUUUUAAAAGAUUGCAGGGGCUUUUGUAGUGCCAAGACGAAAAGGAUUUUGCCUCCAAUUUUGGAGGUGCUUCUACAGUCUUGACUCAGGAUGUGAAAGCAUAGGUACCUGUGAUUAUCUAUUUGGAAUUUAACAGGUAACUGGUUGGUGCAGUCUAAUUCAGUGCCUCUAUGGGUUAAUACACGGGUUCUGGGACUUAAAAACAUGCUGUUAUUGUUGUAUGAGAUAGGAAUUUCAUUAUAACAUGUGGUUGUCAAAUUUUUCCGUAUAGCCAUUUUUAGAGAUGUUCCUCAAAAUCAGGACUUUUUGUUUUAUUUAAAAAAUAUCAGGAGUCGCAUCAGCAAUAAUACCAUAGUAAAUCGGGUUCUCCUUUUUAUCCAGAAUGGCUUUCAGAACUUUAUCCCCACUAAAGAGAAAUAAACUCAUUUUGGGUUUUCCAUGACAGGAAAUGUGCUUGGCCUCGCAUGUCGCCACAAUCCAGUUGUUUGGCUUUACUUUUGGCCGGAUGCUCACGAGUGACUUUAUCGUAUUUCCCUAUCAGCUCCAAAGUGCGAAGAAAAUUACCAUUGUGCACAUUCCCGAUUAAUGCACUAUCGCCUUUAAACGGCAAUCUUUUGGAGGCCAAAAACAGUACCAAAGUACCAAGCUUCUUCUUAGAAAGAUCUGAAUUAACUAUAUCAAAUGUUUUACAUGUAUGCAUGUAUACGUGUUAUUAAAUUUCAAUAGUUUUCAAAUUUCAACGAAUUAAAUUCUUGAAAAUUAUUAAAUUGUCACCAAUGCAGGGAAAUGACAGGUUGAAAAUGGAGUGGAAAUAAUUUUAAAAAUGCAAAUUCAUCAAAAUUUGUUCAAGAAGGACCUCUGAUAGGACAAAUAAGUAAGAUUUACGGAAGAUUAAUUGCAAUAAAAACAAUCUCCAACCCUGACAACGUUUAAUGUGAUUACAAAAUUAGUUUUAAGCAAAAUUAGUACAAACAAAAUGCGGAUCGAUGCAUAAGUCACUUUUAGACAGAGUGGUGGUGAUUUCGCCAACAUGCAUCAAACUUAGUAUACAACUGAAAUUCAUAUUCCAGAGGGAAAAGCCCAUAUUCAAGCAUGAUAUUCCCUCAUAGAGUAAAAUGCCUGACUGCAUGCCCAAAUCUCGAUCUGGUUCUCUCGACCUCUCCAAGCUUUGAAGCAGAAAAGUCAGGAGGCUGCGCAGCAGUGAUGAUGGGUCGAAUGAGACUGGAAACCCGUUUACAGUGGCCUUCCUGACCGUUUGUAGCUGGUGUUGCACCAAAUAGAAUUUUUUCUGUGAGGGAAUAUCACGCUCAAAUGAGUUUCUCCCACCCGCAAUGAGUAUUUCAAUCGUACACUGAGAUUAACGCAUGUUGUCAAAAUCACCAACUUUCUGUCUUAAGGCAAAAUUACAAAACUCCCAGAAAGCUAUUCCAUUGAGUAAUUUUUGGUCUGAAUUGAGUAAUCAUAGCAACAGCAAGAAACAUUGCAUUGAUUUCUACUCUAUUCAAGCAACUGCUAAAAGUGAGAUGGAAUGGAGGAGUGAUUAUCCCAAGUCUCUUUUUUCUUUUCAAAUAUAAAAGUUUUUUCUGUUAGUCUGUAAAAUAAAAAAAAGAAGAAACUUGCUCUUAACUCUAUCAAAUCCGUAUCUACUUCGUCCCAUUUUAUGUGUAUUCAAAAUUUUCCAAAUGACUGACAUUUAUUCAGAAUAAAUUAUUUCUCCUCAAAGAUGUACCGUUUGCAAGGAAUGAUUUCUCACUUGAAUAAAAAACUCAGGAUUUACCACUGUGUUAUAGUUCCUUUCAGUAUUUUAUUCAGACAGGUCAGUGACAGUACUCUUCGAAGAAAUAGAAUCCUGAAAGUUUUUUCUCCACUAAUUACGAGAGUACUGAGGAUCCUUUAAUCAUUUUUUUGAAGGUUAUGCGUACCUACUGUGAGAGGCAUUAUAAUGCUCAGGUGUGCGUUGCUUAGUUGUUAGGUGAAGUAUGAAUGUAAAUACCUUAAGACAUCCACUUUUCAAUUUCUUUAUUCAAGUUUUACCAUUUUAAUUUUGUGUAGAAUUUUGUUUUAUUUUAUGUUAUUGUUCUCACUUUUGGUUUAUUAAAUUUAAAUUAAUUUUUCAUAUA